Messenger RNA from Musca domestica (house fly), 3143 nucleotides. It is a transcript of the gene DNAlig1, whose product is annotated as DNA ligase 1. Gene Ontology annotation, biological process: lagging strand elongation; DNA biosynthetic process; DNA repair. The record is from RefSeq and is a predicted model, not a curated record. Gene Ontology annotation, cellular component: mitochondrion; nucleus. Gene Ontology annotation, molecular function: DNA ligase (ATP) activity; DNA binding; ATP binding. The coding region runs from base 413 to 2971 and encodes 852 amino acids. NCBI's taxonomy places the organism in Eukaryota, Metazoa, Arthropoda, Insecta, Diptera, Muscidae. The transcript has a single exon.
AUUUUUUAUUCACCCAAUUCGCCAUACACUACUAGUAUUUUUAAUUUUCUCUGAGUCUGCCUGUGGUUGUUUUCUGGCAUUAAAUAGAAAACAGGGUAACACACUUAGAAGAGCAGAUAAUUAUGCGCUCAUAGAGAAGAACACAGGCACAUUCUGUCUGUUUGCUCUUAUUAAAGCAAUACAAAAUAAUUGCAAAGGCAUGCUGCUUUUCUUCUUGUCUGACUUAUGGAGUGUCAUAAUACUGUAGAAAUUGUAAAGAUAUGGCAACACCAGAAAUUGUUUCCCUUCAAUUGCGCUGUUUUGCGCGUUCUUUCAUUCGUUUUCCUUCUGUACAUUCGCAAACAACAUACAUGAAAUUCUACGUAAAUUAACACAGCGCAUAGAGGAAUGUAAAUAUUUUUGCAAAACACCAAUGAAUCGCUUUCUCAUUCGCAGAGUGUUUUUCAAAUUAAAAACCGACGCAGCAACAAUACGACCAGCUACUACGAAAGUACCAUAUUAUACAACACUGAAUGGCCAAGCAGAGACACAAAGCAGCGACAGAGAAAUAAAUAAACAUCAAUUGGCACUGACAGAGAGUUGGCGGUUUUUUCUUCUUGUUGAUAAUAAUAAAAACAAAAGUCGUAGAUUGUUGAACAAUCUUAGUUUGGUCAGUGGAAUAAUGUCUCAACGAAAUAUAACAUCAUUUUUCAAGCCAAAAGACCAAACAGCCAAUACGGAAACAAAGAAAAAAGUAGUAACCAAACCAGAAAAUGCCAACGAAAAGGAGAGUAAGGACAAAACCAGCAACACACCGGUAAAGAGAAAAUCUGACCAGGAGUCAUCAACUGGCAAUGCGGCAAAGGCAAUCAAAACUGAGAUUAAGACUGAAACUAGCCCUGGAAGUAAGGAGAAUGAGAAAUCGAUUAACAAUAAUGUAAAAAGUGAAACCAUCCCAGUGGAGGUCAAAAAGGAAGAGAAGACAGACAUUUCUCCCGAAAAGCCACCACAAAAAACAAUGUGCCUUCAAUUGAAUGAUAAAAAAGUGGAUAGCAUUACAACCGACUAUAAUCCGGACAAGUCGAAUUACCAUCCACUCAACGAUGCUGCUUGGAGGAAAGGUGAAAAAAUUCCAUAUUUAGCCCUAACUCGUACGUUCCAAUUGAUUGAAGAGACUCGAGGACGUUUGAAAAUGGUUGAAAUAUUGGGAAAUUUCUUUAGUUCUGUUAUAGUUACCAAUCCAGAUGAUUUGCUAGCUAGCAUUUAUUUAUCCAUUAACCAAUUGGCACCGGCCUAUGAGGGCCUGGAACUUGGCGUUGCCGAAACGACAUUGAUGAAAAUCAUUUGUGAUACAACCGGACGUAAAAUGGAUUUCAUUAAAUCGCAAACACAUAUUACCGGUGAUUUGGGCAUCGUAGCUGAACAAUCUCGUAUGGCCCAACGUAUGAUGUUCAAACCAGCCCCAUUAACGAUAUCGGGAGUUUUUAAAAAACUUAAAGACAUAGCAAAUGCACCGGGUAAGAAUAAGGUGACACCCAUUAAGGACAUAUUUAUAGCUUGUCGAGGAUCAGAAGCAAGAUUCUUUAUCAGAUCGCUUAUUGGCAAACUGCGCAUUGGCAUUGCUGAACAGAGUUUGAUAAAUGCUGUGGCAACUGGGAUUGUCAAAAGCAAGUAUAUGGAUAAAAUGAAGAAAAUGGGAGAAGAAAAACUAAAAAGUGAAAUCGAUGAGGUAACAUUAAUCCUAAAGACCACUUAUUGUCAGUGUCCAAAUUAUGAUAAAAUCAUACCCACACUAUUGGAGCAUGGCAUCGACGAGAUUGAGGAACGCUGUCCCAUGUUGCCGGGUGUGCCUAUCAAACCCAUGUUGGCACAACCAACUAAAGGUGUUUCGGAAGUUCUGGAACGUUUUGACGGCCUCACCAUAACCUGCGAGUUCAAAUACGAUGGUGAGAGAGCUCAAAUACAUUGCGAUGAAAAUGGUGUAAUUUCAAUAUUUUCACGUAAUCAAGAAAAUAAUACCACCAAAUAUCCAGAUAUUAUUUGUAGAAUAGGAGAAUUUUCGAAAAGUGGUGUCAAGUCGUACAUCAUUGACAGUGAAAUUGUCGCCUGGGAUGUGGAACAGAAAAUGAUUUUACCAUUCCAGGUGUUGACGACGAGAAAACGUAAGAAUGUCGAUGUAGGAGAAAUAAAGGUACAGGUCUGUGUUUAUGCUUUCGAUUUGCUGUACUUGAAUGGUGAGCCAUUGGUAACAAAACCAUUUGCGGAUCGCAGAAAACUAAUGAAGGAGAAUUUCAAUGAAACAGAGGGAAUGUGGCACUUUGCUCAUGCAAUGGACACCAGUGAUGUGGAUGAAGUUCAGGCAUUCCUUGAAGAAUCCAUUAAGGGUAACUGUGAAGGUUUGAUGGUAAAGACCCUGCAAAAAGAUGCCACAUAUGAGAUUGCUAGACGUUCCAGAAAUUGGCUAAAACUUAAAAAAGAUUAUUUGGCUGGCUGUGGAGAUUCCUUGGAUUUAGUUGUCAUUGGUGGUUAUCGCGGCAAGGGCAAACGUACAGGAAGUUAUGGUGGAUUCCUACUCGCCUGCUAUGACGACGAAAAUGAAGAAUAUCAAAGUAUUUGCAAAAUCGGAACUGGCUUCUCGGACGAAAGUUUACAAACACAUGCUGAAUUCUUUAAAAAUCAUGUAGUACCAACGAAAAAAUCUUACAUAGCAUGUGACAGUUCUUUAGAACCGGAUGAUUGGUUUGAACCCGUUCAAGUAUGGGAAGUGAAGUGCGCUGAUCUGUCAAUAAGUCCCAUUCAUAAAGCGGCAAUUGGUAUUGCGGAUCCAGAAAAGGGUAUUUCUCUUAGAUUCCCACGUUUCAUAAGAAUACGAGAUGAUAAAACACCUGAAAUGGCAACUACUGGUCGUGAGGUGGCGUAUAUGUACAAUUCACAAGAUCAAAUUAAGAAUCAACAAAGUCGUCAAAAUGUCAUCGAUGAUGAUUUCUAUUGAAAUUGAAAAAUUAAUUGUUUGAUUGUAAUCUUAAACAUUUAUUAUUAUACAUGCAAAACAGAAACAAUAAACAUUUACAAAGUAAGAAAUAUCGGAGUUAAUUGUUUUACUUCGAAUCUAUUAAUGUAAGGAUUUUGAUUAAAAAACAUAUUUUAUAUAUUUAAACACAUAA